AUGCUUGGUAACCCUCCACAGUCCUUCCCCCCUCCUAUUCUCCCUCCCCCCUCUUUCCUCCAUCGCCCCGCCUCUUGGAUGCGGGACUUUGAAGCCUUCCAAGCAGCAGUGGAUCGCGAUCCUUCCUAUGCCGCCUCGCUCUCUCGCUCCCUCUGCCUCGCCCUUGACGAGUUCUAUUCAAAUUUGCACGCUGUGGGAGUCUCGGCUGUCACAGGAGGGGGCAUCAAUGAAUUUUUCACUGCUGUCGAGGUGGCCAGAAAAGAGUACAUGGAAGGCUACAGGGUUGACUUGGAGAAGAUGAGAGCGGAGAAGGAGAAAAAAGAGGCGGAGAGGCAGAGUGCGGAGAUGGCCCGGUUUCAUGCGGACUCUGAGGAAGAGAAGGAUGCUUUGACCAGACGAACUGGGAAGAUGAAAUUGGAUGACAAUGGAGAAGGGAUAGAGGAGGAGGAUGAGGAUUUGAUCGAGGAGGAAAUGGAGGAGGAUAUGGAAGACGAGGACGAUGACUUGUAA
This is a messenger RNA of Closterium sp. Naga37s-1, 510 nucleotides long. The record is from the annotation of a GenBank genome assembly. Lineage: Eukaryota; Viridiplantae; Streptophyta; Zygnematophyceae; Desmidiales; Closteriaceae.